Entelurus aequoreus (snake pipefish) is the source of this 5974-nucleotide messenger RNA. It is a transcript of the gene trhr2, whose product is annotated as thyrotropin releasing hormone receptor 2. Gene Ontology annotation, cellular component: membrane. Gene Ontology annotation, molecular function: thyrotropin-releasing hormone receptor activity. NCBI's taxonomy places the organism in Eukaryota, Metazoa, Chordata, Actinopteri, Syngnathiformes, Syngnathidae. Bases 489 to 1850 code for a protein of 453 amino acids. Gene Ontology annotation, biological process: phospholipase C-activating G protein-coupled receptor signaling pathway. The record is from RefSeq and is a predicted model, not a curated record. The transcript has 6 exons.
ACAGGUGGGGAAAGAACAGUUUGAUUUUGUAAUGACAAUGUCACUCUUAACAAGGAUUCAGCAUCAAAAUGACACGUUUCAGGGACACAUAAGGUGGCUGAUUAGGAGCGUGUGGGUGUUCACAAAUCCAGAGACAAUCACCUGCAAAGUCAUAUUUGUUACUAUUUUCUUAUUCUGUUGCUUCUACUUAAGUUUCAAACAAUAGAGUGAGGAAAACACAUAGAAGGAAAUGCAAAAGAGUGCAAAAGUGCAGUGGCUGCUAGUUUUUUUUUCUUUCAAAAACCCGACAAUGGCAGGCUAAAGCAGAUUAAGAAUUUUCUUCUAAUGAAUAGAACGCAACUUGUGUAAACCAACUGACAUGAACUGAGAUUGAAAGCUAAUGAUGUAGGGGAAGGAGCAUGUCCCUCGUCAAUUUAUUUUAAUCAAAUGAUUCUAGCCUUGGAUUAACUCACAAUUGGAGAGCGAAACGGGACAGCUAUUUAUUAGGCAUGACUGACAACGUGAGCUCAAGAGUUGACAUCCCAACCAACAUUUCCCUCAGCCCCACUAUUCCCAUUUUCCAUUCCCUGGAGUACAAGACGGUGUCUGUGUUUUUGGUAAUGCUAGUGUGUGGUGUUGGCAUUGUGGGAAACGUCAUGGUGGUUCUCGUUGUCCUGACUACACGCCACAUGAGGACACCUACAAACUGUUACCUGGUGAGCCUGGCCAUAGCUGACCUUACAGUGUUAGUCGCAGCGGGACUUCCCAACAUCUCAGACAGUCUCACGGGCACCUGGGUGUUUGGACACGCCGGUUGCUUGGGAAUCACCUACUUGCAAUACCUGGGCAUCAAUGUGUCGUCCUGCUCCAUCACCGCCUUCACUGUGGAAAGGUACAUUGCUAUCUGCCAUCCAAUGAAGGCUCAGACGGUGUGCACAGUGUCCAGGGCUAAGAAGAUUAUUACUGGGGUUUGGAUAUUCACCUGUGUGUACUGCGUAUUGUGGUUUUUCCUUGUGGAUAUUCAGGUGAGCCCGGAUGGACUUGUUCAGUGCGGGUACAAAGUGAAGAGGGAGCUCUACCUGCCCAUCUACCUCAUCGACUUUGCCAUUUUCUACGUUGUCCCCUUGCUUCUUGCUAUUGUGCUGUAUGGGCUCAUAGCACGGAUUCUCUACCUGGGACCUCUGCCAAACCAACCUGACACCUGUACUACAUUGCGACAAAGCUGCAGAGAAGUCACAGAAGUCGGAACAAGAGCUCGCCCACGCUGUCCAAGGAGUGCUCUCUCAGCCAGGAAACAGGUGACCAAAAUGCUGGCAGUAGUGGUGAUCCUAUUUGCUCUCCUGUGGAUGCCCUACCGAUCAUUAGUUCUGAUCAACUCUUUUGUUUCCACACCCUAUCUGGAUGCCUGGUUUUUGUUGUUUUGUCGGACUUGCGUGUACGCCAACAGUGCAAUCAACCCAGUGAUAUACAACGCCAUGUCUCAGAAGUUCCGCUCGGCAUUCCGUGGGUUGUAUCACUGCAGGCAGCAAGACGGAAUGCUGAGGACGUUGUCAGCAAUUCCGGCAGGCACAGUCCGUGACCCACGUACCUCCCAGUCUAAUAUCAGCCGAACCAAUGAAGAAGUUAAACGGGCCAAUCCAAAGACUACAACAGAUGUAAAUCCCCAAAAGGGUAACGGUCGUCAGGAGCCACCGAUUUUAAAUGGCAACAAAAAAGAACAGUUGCCCAAACCUUAUAUUGGUAUUUUAGAGGAGAGUUGUGUUGACACAUCCUUACUAAAUGAUAAUAAGCUGGAUCACUCUCAAUCCAAAGAUGACAGAGUUGAUUUUCCAGAACCAUGUACAGCAAAAAGUCAGCUGGACAUUACGUAAGUACCUGAAGUCUUUGAAGUCUUGAAAUCGAUAACUAUGUAAGGAUUUCUAUGAAUUUGGACGAUUCAAUGUGGAAAACGACAAAUACCCUUGUAAGAUAUAUUUAUUUUAAAAUGUUAUAGGGAAACUGAACAUGAAAUUAAAGUAGUUUACUCCAAGAACAGAUUCAUACAGUAGUGUUAUAAUGUUUUCCUCACACGUUAUUGUUUUUAUUUUGAUCUUUUUAAUCAUCUGCCGAACUUAAAAGCGACAUUAGAUUUUGCUUUGCCAGCGACUUAUUGAUCUGUUCAGCACAAUUAAGGAGUUGCAGUAAUCCUCUUUGAAGCAACAAUACUAGUUUAUUUUUCCCCAGACUAUUCAAAGAUCCUGCGAUGAGGUGGCAACUUGUCCAGGGUGUACCCCGCCUUCCGCCCGAUUGUAGCUGAGAUAGGCUCCAGCGCCCCCCGCGACCCCGAAGGGAAUACGCGGUAGAAAAUGGAUGGAUGGGUAUUCAAAGAUCAAAUUAGUGUACUCAUUUUUCAGUCUUCAACACAUUUGAGGAAUUCUUCUGUUAUCUCAGUGUGGUACUGUGUUUUGGGAGGUAGCUGAGAUAUUUAAAGCAGCUGUGACUUUCAACAAGUUUUCAUCCGUUCUUUCCAGUGUUACUCUCUCCCAAUUCAAGCAUUGACCUUGUGAAUUAAUUCAUGCUAUGUGGUUACAGCUGGAAGUACAGUCAUCCAAUCUAUGGAUUUUAUUAUCCUAUUCUAUUGACUUAAAUUUGAACAAAGCUCAAUUAAGGAAGGCACUAUGUUUAAUGAUCGUGCUGGUGUAACCUCCCUUUUCAGUGUUUUUUCCUCAUUUUCCCUUGAUUGAAAACAUGGAUGACAUCAAGAUGGCUGUGAGGGCUGAGCUGUGGGGGAUCCGGGAAGUACCCUUCCAGGAGUGUAUAAAGGCAUGACAGACAAGGCUGGAAAGUGCAUUGGACUCCAAGUUGUGGUUACUUCAAAAGACAAAAAAUGUUGUUUCUGUAUUAAAGUGUCUCUUUUGUGACUGCACCUGGAACAACCCAGGGUCAAAAACAACAAACACAUUACAGUAAAUGCAUGUGGCAGCAUUGUUAAAUAGUCAAUGCAGGCACAUCCCUGUUGGGUUUUUACUGAGGGUGUCUCUUUUUCACUUCCGAUUCGAUAUCAAUAUUUGACCCGGCUCAAAUAAUAUAUACCUUUAUCAUUUUGUAGUGUAGAAUGUUAGAAAAAGCUUGAUAAGAACAAUGGUAGGUGUGGAAAAACACCAACAUAUUUAUUAUUAACCAUCUGGAAUGGACUUAUGCCGCCUUUAAGUUGAAGUGGAGUGGUAAUUGGCUUUUUGACAACACCUACUGGCUACAAUAAUUUAUCCAUCCAUCCAUCCAUCUUCUUCCGCUUAUCCGAGGUCGGGUCGCGGGGGCAGCAGCCUAAGCAGGGAAGCCCAGACUUCCCUCUCCCCAGCCACUUUGUCCAGCUCCUCCCGGGGGAUCCUGAGGCGUUCCCAGGCCAGCCGGGAGACAUAGUCUUCCCAACGUGUCCUGGGUCUUCCCCGUGGCCUCCUACCGGUCGGACGUGCCCUAAACACCUCCCAAGGGAGGCGUUCGGGUGGCAUCCUGACCAGAUGCCCGAACCACCUCAUCUGGCUCCUUUCGAUGUGGAGGAGCAGCGGCUUUACUUUGAGCUUCUCACCCUAUCUCUAAGGGAGAGCCCCGCCACCCGGCGGAGGAAACUCAUUUCGGCCGCUUGCACCCGUGAUCUUGUCCUUUCGGUCAUAACCCAAAGCUCAUGACCAUAGGAAGUAUUUAGUCAAAGUUAAAUGAUGCGGACACGUUUGUUACUGGAUACUUUCUAACAUGCCUUGGAAACUUAAUAUCUGUAAGUAAAAUUUGCCUUGUUUGUGUUGACAAAUGGGUUUUAGACUGCAAUAUUGUUCACUUACGGACAAUUAUCACGUAUGUCUAGCUGGUGUGCUAUUGUGUGCUUAGCUGUUGUGUAGCUGCUAGCUCCUAGUAACCUAUAGCCUACCAUGUUUACCUUUUGUAAAUGACAUCACUAAAGUAGAAGAAAAUACACAUUUUGUGUGCUUAUUGGACAAAAUGUAGAUGUUAACUGGCUGUCGAGCUUUGCACAAGUAAACACACUGCAGGACUCUUUGUAUUGGAGAUUUUAGAUGCAAGUCUGUAUAAUCCGAUAGUUGUUUUUUUUGUUGAUGUCGGAACAAUAUCCGAUAACAAUAUUGGAUCAGGGCACCCCCAGUUUUUAUCAUGUUUCUAACAAUGGUAACAUUAAAAGACAUGUUUUUUUGUUAUUUUUUUGUUUUGUUGUUGACAUCUUCAAAUCGUUGCUGCUAGAAGAUGGCAACGUCAGCUGUUGGUCAAUGAUCAGCUGUUGGGAUGGGAGGUUUAAAGCCUGGCCCAGCCGGUUGGUACCCAGUGGGGGUUAUAAUUCUGUCCUGUGUGAAUUUUGUUUUUGCAAAUUCAAGAACUAUGGUAGUCAUGACUGCAUGAAAUUGAGUGAUGUACUCUGUGAAUGAUCUUAAAUCUAGUGGUUAGAGUGUCCGCAAUAAAAAUGGGACCCAUAACCUUUAAUCUUUAAAAAAAAAAAAAAAUCGUUUGGCUUUUGCAUGGUGCUUACUUGUCAGCAUGAUCAUUUGCUAAACCUUUUUGGUUGAUUAGUGCAAUUGAGAUAUUGUUGUAGUGAACUUUGUUUAAAAUGUGUCAAAACUAACAGUAUUUGAGUAGUGUGACUUGUUUUCUUCUUUGACUGUAGUUACUAGUUGUUAUUGUAGCAUAAUUAGGAUUGUACAAUGUAUGUACGGUAUUUUUCGGAGUAUAAGUCGCUCCGGAGUAUAAGUCGCACCGGCCGAAAAUGCAUAAUAAAGAGGGAAAAAAACAUUCAUAAAUCGCACUGGAGUAUAAGUCGCAUUUUUUGGGGAAAUGUAUUUGAUAAAACCCAACACCAAGAAUAGACAUUUGAAAGGCAAUUUAAAAUAAAUAAAGAAUAGUGAACAACAGGCUGAAUAAGUGUACGUUAUAUGAGGCAUAAAUAACCAACUGAGAACGUGCCUGGUAUGUUAACGUAACAUAUUAUGGUAAGAGUCAUUCAAAUAACUAUAACAUAUAGAACAUGCUAUACGUUUACCAAACAAUCUGUCACUCCUAAUCGCUAAAUCCCAUGAAAUCUUAUACGUCUAGUCUCUUACGUGAAUGAGCUAAAUAAUAUUAUUUGAUAUUUUACGGUAAUGUGUUAAUAAUUUCACACAUAAGUCGCUCCUGAGUAUAAGUCGCACCCCCGGCCAAACUAUGAAAAAAACUGCGACUUAUAGUCCGAAAAAUACGGUAUGCUUGCAGAAAAAAACAAAAUGAUAUUUUUGUACAGCAAUGAUGUGUUAAUGCUGAUGUGAAAUUAAUUCUUCAAUAUUUCUAGAAUUUGGUUCUAAGCGUGUGUAUUUCCAAUGUAUUUCUAUUGACUGUCUGUUGAUAUUUUCCACGUAGUGUAUUGUAUGUCAUAAAUUCCUUUUUUGAGAGUUCAUCUUUGCUUUGAAGGUUUUGAUUGAGUGUGUCGAAUCAAUGACCUUUUAAGAUCCACUAUUUUGAAGAAAAAUAUUAAAUGGUAUAGUUUUGAUCUAAAAACAGAUUUUUGACAAAAGACUUGCAGAAUGCCUGUAGGUAAUUCAAAUUAAAUGCUGUCAAUGUUUUAGUGUGAGUGGAAUAUAAUAAUAAUACCUGGGAUUUAUAUAGCGCUUUUCUAAGUACCCAAAGUGGCUUUACAUGUAGAACCCAACAUUCAUUCACACCUGGUGGUAAGCUACUUUCAUAGCCACAGCUGCCCUGGGGUAGACUGACGGAUAUAUACAUUAUUAUCUUAAUUCAUAAUUUUUGUUGUUUUGUAGUCUUAUUUUAAUGGUGUGAGUCUUAUGUGAAGAUAUUUACAAAGAAAACUAGCUCAAUAUCUGCGAUGAUUCAGCCCUGGAAAGCUGCUUUGUUGUACGGUGCUUAAAGUGUACCAUUGUAUAUUUAAAUAUUGUUGGUUUUAAAUAGAUUUUUUUUUUUUUUUUUUACAUUUUUAAAGAAUAUUCUUGUCUGUUGUUCUGUUCUUGGUUCUCUUUUGGUCUUCAUA